GGCGCCCGGUCCGACGCUGCAGGGCGAGCGGUCGGGGCGAGGAUGCUGCGGCUGCUCCUGGUACUGCUGCCGCCGCCGCUGCCCGUCCUGCUGGGCCACUGAGCGCGGGCUGCAGGUCGAGACCGGGAGGCGGGGCAGGGCGGGGCGGCCGCGGAAGGAGUGACCGAGCAGCCGGACGACCAAGCAAGCGGCCGCGGGAGGAGGCGGCGCCGGAGGCUGCAACGCGUCCAAGCGCCUCAGGGAGGCGCGAGCGCAAGAACCGGCGGGCAGGCAGCGGGCUCCCCCUGCCGCCCGGACAGGCAAAAUUCAACAUGCUUCAAAUUCCUGUGCAAAAUCUUGAUAAUAUAAGGAAGGCUCGGAAGAAAGUAAAGGGUAUUCUAAAGGAUAUUGGGCUUGACAGCUGCCAGGAGUUACUUCAGACUCUGAAAAGUUUUGACCCAGGAGAAAAAUAUUUCUGCAACACUUCAUGGAGUGAUGUGUCUCUUUGGGAGUCUGUGACCAGAAGAAGGAGAUACAGAACAAAUCCGUACUGCUGUAGCCUCUGCAAAUUCUCAUCAAAAUUUCUUUCUUCUUUCAAAAACCACUUGAACCGUUACCAUGAAGAUGAAGUUGACCAAGAAUUAGUUGUUCCUUGCCCAGAAUGUGCAUUUGCUUCUCAUUCCAAAGUAGUGGGGAAACACCUUCGUAUAUUUCACUCUAAGAAAAAAAUUCAAAACUAUAAUGUGAGUGGUGGCAUGAGACAAUUCCGGAGUGAUGCAGUAAACUUCAUAUGCCAGAAAUGUCAGUUUACAGACACAUUAUACUAUAAUACGAAGAAACAUGUAUUGGUAACCCAUUUCCAAAGCCUAAUAAGCACAUACUUUGAGGAGAGGCCUGAUGAAAGUGAAGAGAAUUUUACUGAUCACUACUGUAAAAAGUGCAAUGCUUUUGCAAAUAGUCGGGAUUCUUUAAUAUACCAUGUCCUGACAUCUGAAGUACACAAAGACCUGGAGAAUAUAUUGAGACCUAUAAUUUCAGUGCAGCCUAAAAAAUCAGGACAAGCAAAGUCACAGCAUAUCGUCAGUAUUGCACCCAAGCCUUCCACAGUUGGAGCCACACCAUCGCUGAUACCUACCACUGCUUCAGUGGGUUCACCUUCUCCUACAUGUAUCCAACUUUCACUUCCAUCAGCGAAUCAGAAUCAGAAUGUGGUGCCAACAAAAGCAGUCCCAAACACAGUUGGACCAAGUGCCUCCAGUAGCCUGACACAUCCAUCAUCGUCAGCUUCAGUUGCCCAGUCAUGUCAUACACUACUGCCUAGCCAAGCAGGUCCGAACAAUGUGACUCUUCGGCCUGCAGUUCCUCAUCCAGUCUUUGUUUCUCAUCGACUUCCUGUGAAGCAGCCAGUGAGACCUGACAUUCUCUGCCUAAACCAGCCUCCUGGGAGCAUAAGUCGAACUGUUCCUCCAGGAGUCCUUUCAUUCACUCGGCCUGUCCGGCCUACCCUGCUUCCUGUUAAUCAAUCUGUUAGGGCCGUUGGCAGUCCAGUUUUGCCGGGGUCUCUCCCUGUAACUCAGCCUGCUGGUUCUCUGAACAGACCCAUUGCGGCUAGCUCUGUUCCUGUAAACAGGCCUUCUUCACCUGGCGUCCUUGCUGUAAACCGACCUGUUGGUAGCUUGAACCAGCCCAGUGGUCCUGGGGUCCUUCCAGUCACCCAGGCGAUCCCACCAGGGGUUCUUCAGUUUAAUCAUCCUGUUGCACCUGGAGUUCUUCCUGUAAACCAGUCAGUUGGACCUGGGAUUCUCCAGUUCAAUCAGCCUGUUGCACCAGGAGUACUUCCUGUAAACCCGUCUGUCAGACCUGGAGUUUCUCAGAAUGCUACUUUACUGACUGCAGGACCUAUCCUUCGACAGUUAAUUCCAACUGGCAGACAAGUUAAUGGGAUACCUACGUAUACCCUUGCCCCAGUUUCAGUAGCUUUGCCUGUGCCAGGGGGUGGAGGGGUGACAACAGCUCCACCUCCUCAGAUGCCUGUUCAGCUGAUGCAAUCUAGUACAGUUACUCAGCAGUCUCAGGCUCCAGCUACUGUGCCUUCCUCUGCAGUAGUAACUUCUUCCACGAAUACCCUUGCCAAGACUUCUGUCUCUGCCUCUGCAAUGAGCCUAGCCCUUAAACAGGCCAAGCAGUGGAAGACUUGCCCUGUUUGCAGUGAGCUUUUCCCAUCAAACGUCUAUCAGGUGCACAUGCAAGUGGCUCACAAAUGCAGUUCAGGGAAGACGGGCAAGCUUGAUACAGACAAAGUUGCAGCCUGUGCACCUUUUCUGAGAUGGCUAAAAGAUAAGACAGUCAGGUGUUUUUCUUGUAAAUGUUUUCUCUCUCAGGCAGAGCUUAUAAAACAUAUUUUCAUACAUGGAUUAGCUUGCCUGUUUUGCACCAGUACUUUUCACGACCUAAAAUGCCUUGUGGAUCAUACUAAAACUGUACAUAAGGGGAAGAAGAAACUACAUGCAGAUUAUGAUGACAAAGGUUUUCAACUUGAGAGCGAUUCGGAAGGUGACCUGGUGUUUCCUCACUUUGACUUCAACAUAACUGUAAAAGAAGAACUUUGUGAAAAAGAAGUACACCUAGCAUUACUUGCUGGGGUAAAUUCAAGGACACUUAUUCCUCUGUACAUGAAGCUGCAACAUGAGACUGCUGAUAUGAAUAAUGGCAAUAAGAAAGUAUCAACUUGCCCUUUUUGUUACGGUGUUUUCACUAGCCUAGAAGCCUACGAGUUCCAUUUGAAGGACAGGCACCAUAUCAUGCCAACUGUGCACACCAUUUUAAAGACCCCAGCUUUCAAAUGUAUCCACUGCUGUGGUGUAUAUACUGGCAACAUGACUCUGACUGCUAUUGCUGUGCAUCUGCUUCGCUGCCGGAGCGCUCCCAAAGACAGCACCCCAGCUGUGAAGAUGGAGCUUGAACUCGACGAGAAGAAAGAUCUGGCACUUGUGAAUGGUGAAAAUCAUGAUGAUCCUUCUCUCUCAACAAAGAGGAAACUAUCUGAUCACCUUUGUUCUGUUGCAGAGGACCAAAUGAAUGAUGACCAGCCAUUCCUGAUUAUAGACAGUGGCACAGCCCAAGUUCCAGCUAAGGAAAUGACUUUUGUGCCUUCCAAGAGACAAAAGACUGAUCAUAAGUCUGAAACUAAGGGCCAGCCCUCCGUUGAGAAUCUUCACAUUUUAGCAUUGAAUCCAAAGCCAUUCCAACAGUGCUCAAAUGAAGUUCAGAAACUGUUUCUUAUAGAUUAUUUUCACAAGAAGCCGUAUCCCUCUAAAAAGGAGUUAGAGUUACUGUCAUCCAGUCUGUGUGCUUGGAAAGUUGACAUUGCAUCAUUCUUUGGGAGAAAGAGACACACCUGCCUAAGGGCAAUAAAAAAUCUUAAGCCUUCUGUGCUUUUGGGAUUCAAUAUGUCUGAACUUAAAAAUGUGAAGCACAGUUUGAAUUUAAAAUGUGAAUCAGAAGAUGUGUAAUUUUUUUAAAAAAAACAACUCAUAAGGCAAUCAAGAUUGCAUAUUCAGGCAUCUGAUAUGGAUGCUUUAGUUCAGAUUCCUGCAUUGCAGGGGGUUGGACUCGACCCUCGGCGUCCUUCCAACUCGAUGAUUCUUUGAAUUGUCUCACUGAUUUAGUUUCUUGUGAUUAUUAAAAGAUUAGUACGCAGUGCCUCUUUCAUUUGGGCUGUGUGUUCUUUGUGGCAGUAGGGUACAGUAUAGUAUACCUGAGGCUCUGGGCUUUUGUUUUGUUCUUUUUUGCUGUUCAUGGGGUAGUUUUCUCUGCCUAUGGUUUUUAUACAAUUGUGUAACAAUUUUCCUGCCUUUUUUUUUAAAGUACAAAUUGUUUCUAAAAGUGUAUAUGUUUGAUAAAAUAAUAAAACUAUUAGGAGGGCCAUAAUUUAAAAAAACCACCUCCCCUGUCUUUAAAAUUAAUAUGGUUAACUUGUAACCUAAUCUUCAGAUUGCUCUCCAAAUUAACAACAGAUUUACCAGUGACAGCUAUAACAAAUGCAGAAACUUUGAUUAAUUGAAAAGUAGCAGUUGCUGUCUUUAGUUAUGAAACAUGUAAGCCAAGGAUUUGCAAGCACUGUUUUCUAAACUAUUUGUUUUACAAUAAGAAACUAUGAAGGCUUACAUAAAAAAUGGCAACUUUUCUCCCCUGAAGUUAAAACUUUGGUUUAAUAAUCCUUGAUUUGCAUUUUGGAAUAAAUAAAGAGAGAGGAGCUGUCCAUUUGAUAUUGAGCUAUAAUGACAACCUAGGGAUCUUUUCAUAUGGCUCUAUUGCUUGCUGGGAGCUCUGAUGACAUAGCAUAUUGUUCCAGGCAGCACUUGGCUAUGUACACUUUAUGAAGGCUUUUCACUGGCUGCUCUGCUCUAUGUUAGCAAAUAAUCCCAAGCCACUUUUGUUUGGGGCAAGGGAUCAAAGACUUAAGCAACACUAGCCUAGUGCAGGCCCUGAGUUUAUUCAAGUUUCUCACUGCAUUUGAAUCAAUGUUUAUUGAAAGCUCUUGCUAUCAUUACAGUAGCUGAAUUAUUUCCUGCGUCACCCAGAUGACAACCUUGUCUAAAGUUAGGCAAGAGAUUGAACAUGCAGAGUACUCAUUAAAAACAAAUAGGCCUGAGAACAGAGGCAGGUUUUAUUGCUUCUCUUGUCUCUUACUUUUCAGCAAUGUAUGUUCUGAUAUCUCUACAGAAUACUAUUGUUUUAACCACCAACAUUUAACAUUCUGUUCAACUUGACUAGGACACCUUAUUACUUUAGCAUCAAGAAAAGAAAAUGAUAUAUUUGGUGUGCUGACUUGACAUUGUUUUCUAGUUACUAACGUGUCUUUUAUGGCAAGAGAAUUUUUGUUAAGGUGAAACUGCAUGUAAAUAACUGUGCAAUUUAAGCAGUUGCAUUAUAGGCUGUUCAGUUUCUAUAAAUGUCAGAAAAUUGUUCAGA
Molecule: messenger RNA, 4953 nt
Organism: Podarcis muralis (Common wall lizard)
Lineage: Eukaryota; Metazoa; Chordata; Lepidosauria; Squamata; Lacertidae
Gene: ADNP2
Product: ADNP homeobox 2
Biological process (GO): regulation of gene expression
Cellular component (GO): nucleus
Molecular function (GO): DNA binding
Source: RefSeq, a predicted model, not a curated record